AUGGAGCAAACCGCAUAUGCCAUGGAAGAGGACGCGCCUCCUUCUCCUGAAGACGAUCUACGCGUUUUGGUGUACAAAGAAAAAGUCCCUACCCCCGAAACUGGAUAUCAAAACAAGCUGCGUGUGCUCUAUUCCAAAACAAACAGCACCGAGAUGGCUACAUCGAUUCCUACGCGCCCACUGCCUUCUUCUCCCGAGAAAACACUGAACGCUCCCGAUCUUCGAAACGACUACUAUCUAAACCUUCUGGAUUGGGGAGCGAACAACAUUCUCGCUGUUGCACUCGAAGACAAAGUCUAUCUCUGGAAUCCCUCCACCGGUAAUGUCGACCAGUUUUCUCCCUGCAAGAACGGCGAAUAUAUCUGCUCUCUGUCUUGGCUGAAAGACGGAGGGAAUUAUCUGGCCGUCGGAACAAGCUCGAACGACGUGCAGCUCUGGGAUUGCGCCCAGCAGAAGAAAACGCGCACGAUGGGCGGCCAUAAGGCCAGAGUGGGCGCACUCGCUUGGAAUCACUAUCUCCUCACCUCUGGAGGCCGCGAUGCCCUCGUCAUUAAUCAUGAUGUCCGCAUCGCGAACCACGUCACCACAAUCUACCACGGACAUGACCAGGAGGUGUGUGGUCUAGCGUGGUCCCUGGACGGGAAGUAUCUCGCUUCCGGGGGAAAUGACAAUCGAGUUUGUUUGUUUGAUAGUCAAGUUGCAGGGGACGUCGAAGCGUUCAAUAUCCUCACCGAUCACACGGUCGCUGUGCGUGCACUGGCGUGGUGCCCCUACCAGAGCAAUAUCUUAGCCACUGGAGGAGGAACGGCCGAUCGAUGCAUCAAGUUGUGGAAUGCGUCUUCCGGGACGUUGCUGAAUAGUAUCGACACGGGGUCGCAAGUGUGCUCAUUGCGGUGGAAUCCGCACGAAAAAGAACUGCUUUCUUCUCAUGGAUAUGCAAAGAAUCAGCUUUGUCUGUGGAAGUAUCCCAGUAUGACGCUGAUCAAGGAGUUCUUUGGACACGAAAAUCGAAUUCUGCAUCUGGCAGUAUCGCCAGAUGGCACUGUUGUAUGCUCGGCAGGAGCUGAUGAACGCAUGACAUUCUGGAGGAUCUUUGGAACGAGCUAUUCUGACAAGAAGAGUGGUGUCCCAUCGAAUUCUGCAUCGAUGCCGUCUUUUAACCGUAUACGAUAA
Molecule: messenger RNA, 1173 nt
Organism: Blastocystis hominis
Lineage: Eukaryota; Bigyra; Opalinata; Blastocystidae
Exons: 1
Coding region: 1-1173 (390 amino acids)
Biological process (GO): positive regulation of anaphase-promoting complex-dependent catabolic process; anaphase-promoting complex-dependent catabolic process; positive regulation of ubiquitin protein ligase activity
Cellular component (GO): anaphase-promoting complex
Molecular function (GO): anaphase-promoting complex binding; ubiquitin ligase activator activity; protein binding
Source: RefSeq, a predicted model, not a curated record